Syzygium oleosum is the source of this 2946-nucleotide messenger RNA. Its product is annotated as protein ENHANCED DISEASE RESISTANCE 2. The transcript has 22 exons. Gene Ontology annotation, molecular function: lipid binding. Lineage: Eukaryota; Viridiplantae; Streptophyta; Magnoliopsida; Myrtales; Myrtaceae. Bases 256 to 2589 code for a protein of 777 amino acids. The record is from RefSeq and is a predicted model, not a curated record.
UCUACCGCAGGAAAAAGCGCAAAGGCUCGAACUUUCGUUUCCUGUUUCAACUGACGUCAAACAAACGGGCGUUAAUGCGUGUCCUGUCGCCUGUUGUAUUGCCACCUUCCUCUUCCGCUUUCCCUCCCCCAGAAAGAUCCCUCUCUCUCUCUCUUCUCCAUACCCGCAUUGGUUUCUUGAGCUUUCCCGUUGCUUUCUUGGCUUUUCUUGUAGCUCCAAGAAGGUCGAAUCUUUGGGGAGUUGUUGGGUCUGGAGAUGGAGACGACGACGGCGGUGACGGUGGCGGCGGCGGCGAUGCACAAGAAAGCGGGCAGCGUCGGCAGCGGCAGCGACAGAUCGUCGAUGGAGAGGGAGGGGUCGGAGAGCGACCGGGAAGGAGGGAAGAGGGAGGUGUUCGUGUUCUUCGGGUGGGUUUAUCAUCUGGGGGUGAACUCGAUCGGGCACGAGUAUUGCCACCUGAGGUUCCUGUUCAUCCGGGGCAAGUACGUGGAGAUGUACAAGCGCGAUCCUCACGAAAGCCCCGGCAUUCAACCUAUCAGAAGGGGUGUUGUAGGGCUCUCACUUAUGGUGGAGGAUCUAGGGCGUCGGAAGGUCAACCAUGGGGAUCUUUAUGUUCUGCGGUUUUAUAGUAGGCUAGAUGAGACAAAGAAAGGAGAGAUUGCUUGUGCCACUGCUGGGGAAGUGCAGAAGUGGAUGGAGGCUUUUGACCUUGCCAAGCAACAGGCUGAGUAUGAGCUGUCAAGAGGCGGCAGUGCCAGGAACAAAUUGAGUAUGGAGACAGAGAUCACUCUAGAGGGCCACCGACACAGAGUAAGGCGUUAUGCCAAUGAAUUGAAGAAGCUUAUUAGAAUUGGACAAGGUCCAGAGAUGCUCCUAAGUAAAUCAUCAAGCUUGGGUAUCGGAGCAGGUGGAAACAUUGGCGGGGAUGUAGGAGAUGCAAUAGAAGCUAAUGAGUGGAAAUGUAUUCGUACAAUGAAUGGUAUUAGAAUCUUUGAGGAUGUUGCUGAGUCCAAGAUGAGAAAAGGUGUUCUUGUGAAGUCUGUUGGUGUUGUUGAUGCCUGUGCAGACACUGUAUUUGAAGUGCUUUUAAACCUUGAGCGCCAGCGGAGAUAUGAGUGGGACCCAUUCACUAGUGAUCUGGAGUUGGUGGAAUCUUAUGAUGGACACUAUGAUGUUGUUUAUGGGACAUAUGAUCCAAAAUACCUCACCAGGUGGCAGUCUAAGAGAGAUUUUGUUUUCUCCAGACAGUGGUUCCAUGCCCAAGAUGGAACAUAUACAAUCCUGCAACUUCCAGUUGCCGAUAAAAAGCGACCUCCAAAAUCUGGAUAUCGGCGUACAACACUUAAUCCAUCAACAUGGGAAAUCAGAAGUAUAAAUGCACCAAUGGGUACAAAUAUAGCAAAAUGUCUUGUGACACAAACAUUGGAGAUAUAUGAAGUAGGAUGGACGAGAUGGAAGAACAAUCAUUGCUCAAAGUUUGAGAAGACUAUACCCUAUGCUUUAAUGUGCCAGGUGUCAGGUCUGAAGGAAUAUAUAGAAGCAAAUCCAUCACUAAAGGUGCAGUCUUCUAUGGCAGUCGUUCAAUCAAAAGUUUCUGAUGUUUCGAUUUCCAAUAGCGAGUAUGAGGAGAAAGACGUGCGGGAUGAGUUCUAUGAUGCAAUUUCGGCUGAUUCAUCAUCAGAAGAGGAAGAGAGUGAUGAUGAAGAACCUAAUCAUAAGGCAAAAGUGAGGCUGAAGAAUGUCUCCUGGGCCAUUGCAAGCUUGGCUUUGAAGAAAAGCUCGGAUGGUGUUGUACCCAGUAUUGAAGCACUUGACCAUUUGGAUGUAGUUAUAGGCACAAAUAAGGAUUUAGACCACAAUGUAACUCCUGCCACUAUUGAUCCGAGCAAUUUUCCUGGUUCCCUGCGCAAGGGUAAGGACGAUUCUGAUACAAACUGUUGGGCAUCUCCGAGUGGUGCUGGCUUCAUGAUCAGAGGAAAGAACUACCUUAAAGAUAACACUAAGGUGAUAGGGGGUGACCCACUUCUCAAGCUCUUAGCAGUUGAUUGGCUCAAAGUGGAUGAAAAGAUUGAUAGGAUUGCCCUGCAUCCUAAUUGUCUUGUUCAGUCAGAAGCUGGUAAAAAGCUUCCUUUCAUCCUUGUCAUUAAUCUCCAGAUUCCAGCGAGACCAAAUUAUAGCUUGGUUACUUACUAUGCUAGUGAUAGGCCUGUAAAGAAGGAUUCUUUAUUGGGUAACUUUGUGGAUGGAAGUGAUGCUUUCAGGGACUCCAGAUUUAAGUUGAUUCCAAGUAUUGUUGAGGGAUAUUGGAUGGUCAAGCGUGCGGUGGGCACGAAAGCUUGUCUAUUGGGGAAAGCUGUUACAUGCAAGUAUCUCAGACAGGACAACUUUUUGGAAAUUGAUGUGGAUAUUGGAUCAUCUUCUGUAGCAAGAAGUGUCAUUGGUCUUGUACUCGGAUACGUCACUAGCAUAGUUGUUGAUCUCGCAAUUUUGGUAGAGGCCAAGGAAGAGAGUGAGUUGCCUGAGUACAUUCUUGGGACUGUCCGGCUAAAUCGUCUGACACCCGACUCAGCUUUACACUUUGGAGCUUGAGGAUUCCAUAUAUGUAUCUUUGGGAAUUUAUGAGGACCUUAGGCCAGCACAUGAGGGAACAACCGUGAGAUUCACCACGAUAAGAUGUUCGUCGAAUUGGUUCAAUGCCAAAAUCUUGUCUUGUACUCAUACGAAGUUGGUAAAUACUAUUAGGCGGCUCCAAGUUAUUCAUUGCCAGUCCUUCUCAUUGCGAAGUGCACUUUGGUAGCAAACCACCGUCUUACUUGCUGAAUUGAGGAACAUUUGGAGAUGGUGGUGGGCGGAGACUAAAAGUGCGUUUUGUGUUUGCCAAUGAAGGUAUUAACGUGUGUUUAUCAGAGCAUGUUAGAAGAAAGGGAAGAAACAUUUGAUUUGCAA